GCAUCUAUGCAGCUUGGGCAAAACGGAUGUGUUUUUUUUGUGUGUUCCAUUCUCUUGCAAGUUCCAAACGUGGUGAGAGUCGCGCAUCCAUUUGCUUUCCUGAAGAAAAUCCGGAAAAAGUUAACUACCCCCGCACACAAAUAUGACCGACGAAUACUUUUACGGAGCAACCCUGAAGGAGGGCAGCAAAACAGUGACAUGGGAUCCGGACAACAAGCCCGAAGGUUACCCAAGAACGAACAAGCUGGUCAUCAAACAGUGCCUGCUGGGGCAUGAGGCGGCUGCGGACGAGUUUAACGUGGUACAGGUCGAAACGAUGACUAUACGGGACACGCUCCGCAUACCAAUCGCCGUGCUGAAGGUGGGAGAGCUGCGACAGUGCCGGAUGGAUCUGGAGUUUUCGGACGCGCCAGUUACGUUCACGCUGGUGGAGGGCAAGGGCCCAGUGCACAUUCACGGUUUGCAUCUACUCGGUUCGCUGGUCGAGGAGUUCGAGGACAUGGAGGAGAUGGAGGAGGAAGGACUGGACGAGGAAGAAGCCGACGAGGACGAGGACGAGGACGGUGCGUCACAGAAGAAGAAGCCAAAACUGACCAACAACUCGAAGGGCAAGCCGGGUGGCGGCGGAGCGGUGGCCGGUGGUGGACCCGCGGGCAACGAUAAAAACCGAAAGAGGAAAUAAGCGCCGCGCGGACACGUUUUCUUUUAUCCUUUGCAACCCACGAUAUUUGCCAGCAGCAGCAGCAGCAGCAGAGAGGUGCUAAAGGAGGCCGCAGCCACAACGUGUCAUCAUUCCUCACAAACAAUUUAAAUAUAAAUGUAUUACAAAGAAACAAACACAGAAAAAAAGCAAAACAACUCUACAACCACCAAGCCAACAAACAAACAAACACCUACGAGAAGCUGUCCACCUUGGGAUCGGCGCCACACCAAGAGACGGGGAGGAGAAGAAAAAGCAAGAGGCAGGAUUGUCCUAUAGAUUCCCGCGCUGUAUGCAUCGCGCGCCAUCGAGUACCGUCGUACCUCAUCACUCUCGUCCAAUGAAUGGCCCCACUUUUUCCAAUUUACCAACUCUCCUGCGAGCUCCGAAUGAACGGGGAAUUGUUUCUUGAAACAACUACACCUAGCUAUAUAUACGUAGGAGCCAUUAGAGUUGUCGCUACGGGAAGAAGCAGAAGCGGUCCCCACAAUAACCCCCCGGCAAAGAGGAAAACACAAACUAUUAGCCCGUAGCCACACAAUCACUAAUAGCCACCAGUUUAGAUCCAGGGAAAAUCCAUACGUUCAGGAGGGGAGGGGGGGGUGUGGGUAGGGUGGGAAGUCGAAGGACCACAAGAGAAUUGUUUACGUAACUAAACAGAAGCUAACACUGCUUACGAUAAACUUCCACAAAUAAUUAUGGAAAACCGGAAAAAAAUCUGAGGUUGUAAGCUUUUUCUUUAUAUUUUUUCUAUUUCCAAUAUUUGGUUUUGAGUGUACGGAAACAGCAUUUAUUAUGUGUAUUUCGGGAAGAAAACAUCAGCAACCCCCUCCCGGUGGGAAUGGCUCGAAGGCGGGAUGGAAAAAAGUAGCAUUGUGUGUAUUGUGAGUAAAAUUUAAAAACCACUUAGAGGCCAAAAUCUCUCAACUAACAGGAAAAUGGGUGAGGGGGUUGGGUGGGAAGACAAAUGAAGGGGGACAACCACAAACACACAAAAACAUGAUGGUGGUGUGUAUGUGAAAUUCAUCAAAGUAAUAAGCAAAGAAUGGCAUACAAAAUGGACAAAUAAACAUAUGAUAAAACAA
Molecule: messenger RNA, 1785 nt
Organism: Anopheles stephensi (Asian malaria mosquito)
Lineage: Eukaryota; Metazoa; Arthropoda; Insecta; Diptera; Culicidae
Product: nucleoplasmin-like protein
Exons: 2
Coding region: 143-682 (179 amino acids)
Biological process (GO): chromatin remodeling
Cellular component (GO): nucleolus; nucleoplasm; cytoplasm
Molecular function (GO): histone binding; RNA binding; chromatin binding
Source: RefSeq, a predicted model, not a curated record